UACCAAUAAAAAUUAAAAAUUAAAAAAAAAGUAAAGAGAGAGAGAGUGUGUGUGUGGAGAAGCCUCAUCCUCAUUUAUCUGUCUGUGUUUCUCUAUUAUUUUUCUUUGAAUGAAGUGAUUACUCUCUUGAAUCUCCAUAGCCAGAGCAAAGUCCAGGGUCGAUCUGCAGAACACAGAGAAAUGGCAAUCUACUUGCACUGGAUUAUUAUCGCAUUUCUGGCGGCUUCAGCAGACGCAGCCACCACAUAUACAGUCGGAGACGCUACUGGUUGGGCAGUUCCUACUAACAUUUCCUUCUACGAUAAUUGGGUUGCUGAUAAGUCGUUUGAGCCUGGAGACUCGCUAGUAUUCAACUGGACAUCUACACACAAUGUACUGGAAGUGACAUCAAAGGCUGAAUAUGAUAGCUGCACAAAAACAAAUGGAAUACUCAAUGAAACCAGUCCUGUAACCAUCAAUUUGACAGCAAAUGGAACCCUCUACUUCAUCUGCACCAUCGGCCCUCACUGCACAUUGGGUCAGAAGGUGACCAUUAAAGUUGGCAAUGGAGUUUCAACGUCACCACCACCAUCAAACUCUGCCAAUCCACCCUUCACCAUCAGUGCCUUUUGGCCACUUCUCUCUGCUAUUCUCAUGUAUUUCUUCGCUUCUCCUGCCCACAUUGUCUACUGAAUUGGCUACUUUUAUAUGUGUAUUAAUUGUGUACCUUUACUUAUGGAGUUGUUAUGUGUAAGUUGUAUGCUUUCUUGAGAUUCGCUUAUGCUAUUUACUUGUUUUCUUUGCUUUUGGGUUUUGUA
Molecule: messenger RNA, 797 nt
Organism: Manihot esculenta (cassava)
Lineage: Eukaryota; Viridiplantae; Streptophyta; Magnoliopsida; Malpighiales; Euphorbiaceae
Product: cucumber peeling cupredoxin
Exons: 2
Coding region: 181-672 (163 amino acids)
Cellular component (GO): plasma membrane
Molecular function (GO): electron transfer activity
Source: RefSeq, a predicted model, not a curated record